AUGAGUGUUGGAAUUGGAGCUGUAUUGUUGUUGUCUCUAUUUCUUCUGGUGGCGACAUUCCUUGUAGGAAUGAGUCUGCCCUACUGUAUGGACCAUGGAAUUACCAAUCCUGAACGAUUCAUUGCGAUAAUGUCGAAAUUUGGAGUUGGAAUGCUUUUAGGGACAUCAUUCAUGCUUGUUAUACCCGAGGGAAUAAAAAGUUGUGUGGAACAUGAUGGAAAUGUCGGAUUGAACUUAUUAAUUGGGUUCUUGGCAGUAUAUUUAUUGGAUAGACUUGUCCAAAUUGUUAUUAAGAGAAAUUCUGCAGAUGGGAACGAAUCCAUUGAAAAUGCAGCCGUUGGAGAAUCCUUUUCUUCAUUACGUGACAUUAUCCAGCAUCCUAAAAGAAUCAUUAUUUGUAUUCUCAGAAACAACGUUGUUUUUGCAUUGGUAAUUCAUGGGCUAUCCGAUGGGAUUGCCUUGGGAACCACUAUCAAUAAUGAAUCCUUGCUGCUAGUGGUUCUGAUUGCGAUUGUCAUAAACAAGAUUCCUGCAGUGCUAUCACUAACCAGCAUAAUGAUUUCUAAACAAAAAUUACCAAGAUGGGAAGUUAUGUCGAAUUUAUUCGCCUUCUCACUUUCUACACCUUUAGGAUAUGUUGUGCUAUCAAUGUUUAACUUAAAACAGUCUGAUACUAUGGAUUGGUUGAGCGGAAAUUUGUUAUUGAUGAGUGGGGGGAGUUUAUUAUAUGCCUCAUUUACCGCCUUUGUUGAUGGCAGUGAACAUGAUCAUUCAAUGCCCAAAGAAUUGGAUUCUAGCCUUACUACCGAAGAAGAUAUAGAACAACGAUGGGACCUGCGCGAUGAGGAGGUUAAUAUGAAUUCUAACUACAAUGAAAGUGGCGCUAAGAAUCAGUUAUACGAUGACUCUGUUUAUAUUGUUUCUGGGGUUAUAAUACCAACUGUCAUUUCCUAUAUAAUAUCAGAAGAUUAA
This is a messenger RNA of Naumovozyma castellii, 972 nucleotides long. It is a transcript of the gene ATX2, whose product is annotated as Mn(2+) transporter ATX2. The record is from RefSeq and is a predicted model, not a curated record. NCBI's taxonomy places the organism in Eukaryota, Fungi, Ascomycota, Saccharomycetes, Saccharomycetales, Saccharomycetaceae. Bases 1 to 972 code for a protein of 323 amino acids. The transcript has a single exon.